AGCACUGUGGAGACGUUUACUUGAGCAGACGUUUACAGAGAUUGAGAGAGAACAGCAUUUGAGCGAAAUAACAUCGACAAGAAGAAGAUCCAGAUUGGUAAGGUAGAGCGGGAUUCCCUGUGAUCAGCAAAAGGUACAGUAAUCAUCUCUGAAACCGCCUCGCUUCGCUGGGAUCAACUCUACAAACGGGUUUGGUUCCUACCGCCUGCCUGGUGUCCGUCUUCGUUAUUUUGCUCUUUUUUUAAAAUGCAGUGUAAAGAGUAAAGUGUUUAAAGGUUUUACUAAACAGAUAUUAGUUGUCAUUGAUCUUUUCAUCCAAAUCGAGUGUUUAAUUUAAAAAUUACUCUGCUUAUAAAGUUCUAUCACAGUUUUCAUGUCAUUUUUAUUUUACUUCAAGGAAGACCACCAGAAAGAAGACAGCUAACCAUUCUUUCACAACAAGCUCCUUGCAGUUAAAGGAUGGUGAGGCACGCGCACUUCAGACGCCGAUACCUCAGUCAGCAAGAGGCACAAGGUUCGUCCAGACAGGACAACAGCGGCAGGGAGCAGCAAGAGGAAUCCCUGCCAUGUUGGGGUCCCGCCAUCAUCAUCGACCAGCAGGAUAUGGCUGCUUUCUUCGCACUGCUAGAUGAUGACCUGAUCCAGCAUUUCCUUCGCAUGGAUGCCUGCUACAAGAUGACCGACAAGUACCUUCUGGCGAUGACCUUCAUCUACUUUAAGAGAGCUUACUUCACUCCCAGUGAGCAGACAAGGAUGAACUUCUUCAUCGCCCUCUAUCUUGCUAACAUGAUGGAGGAGGAAGAAGAUGGAAACAGAUUCGAGAUCUUCCCCUGGGCCUUGGGUGAAAACUGGAGAAGUCUGUUUCCCACCUUCAUCAAGCAGAAGGACCAGCUCUGGGCACGGAUGCAGUACAGGACUGCUGUGAGCCGCCGCUGCUGUGCGGAGGUGAUGGCCAUCGUACCCUCCCACUCUCUGUGGAAGCGGGAGCGCCCCGAACAUCACAGCGGGGCUCAGCGGCACUACGGCAGGGAGGGCUUUCUGCAGCCCCGGGGGCCAUCAGCUCUACCCAUCGCCUGCAUGCUCUGCAGCAGGAUGACCGGCCAGAACCAGGAACCCUGUACUUCUGAGCACGCAGGGAGCCCAGAGUCCAGUGCACAAGGCAGAGAACUGGAACAGGAUGGACCCCAGGUCCGGAUCAAUGAGAAAAGAGGCUCAAAGCGAACGUGGGAUGGACAGCAGAAGGACAACAGUUGCUGCCCAGAUCCACAGGAAGGUCCAAGUGAUUCUGACCCUAGAGGAAGGCCUCAGGACCUCGGAUCUCCCUCUGUGGGCAGGUCAGCCGUGCCGAAAGUCAGGAAGGUCACCAAAGACACGACGGUCCUGCCUUUUGGUUUUGAACCUCACGUUGGAGCCCUUGUUCCAAGCUGCAUCAUUAUAUAGCCGGGAAUAUUUUAUGAUACAGCCCCAUUUCUGGAUCCCUACUUCCUGGUCUGGGUUCUCCAGUGUUCCGGGGCUCAGACUGCCUUCCUGGGGACCUCAGCCAGUCAGCGGCCCAAGACCCAUUGGUCCCCUGUCGCCACGCCUCCCCCUUGUAAGAAUGCCAGCACCUGCCUUGCUUUCAAUAAAAACACAGACAGACCUCACAUUCAGUGUGAGCUAUUGUUGCUCCCACAUGUGGCCACAUACUGAGCAUUAACUCUCUGUCUGUCAUGCAGCCCUGAUCCAACUUACCCUGCGUGAUCCAGUCUCAGCUCAUCUGUCCCUGGAACUUAAACCAGGAUGGCGAUGUGGGACUGUGUUAAAGCAAUCUGCGUGAACUAGUGCGGUAGACUCACUGACAGACUACAUGUGCACCAACGCAGCAACUGGGCCCCAACGUGGUUAGCUUUGCAUUCCAAGUGCUUGGUUGGGUUAAUAUGGUACCAUUUCUGUUCAUGUGAUGAGGAUUGUGUGGAAGAAAUAUGUACGUUUUGCAUAGUAAUCAGCAUAAUUACUAGUCUAACUGUUUCUGGAGGUAUAGUUAAAUGGAUAGUUUUUGGUUUGAGUAAAGCCUAGUUACAUAAAAUGUAAACAUUUGUGACAUAUUUGCUGCCAUUCGGCAUAUAACUACUCAGAAAUGUGAUUAUUGUGGAAGCUUUGAACCAUUCCUUGAAGUACUGGGAAAAAUCUUACAGGGUUUGACUGUUACAUUUUAGUUGUAUGUGCACAGGGAGUAAAUCUAUAUUUCAUUAUUUAUUUUCUUUUGUUUGUUUUAAAUAUACACACGCUCUCAUGGAAAAGAGUAAAUAAGUGUUUGUAUGUUAGCUCUCCAUAUAUUGUUGCCGAGCCAUUUUAUUUAGGACAAGCCAUAGUCAUUACACAUUUAAUUAUCUAAUUUCUGUGGAUAUAUAUUAAUGCCAGGGGCCCUGGUAAAAUACUUCCUCAGUGGAGACACCACGCUAGUUACAUCAUUUACCCCUUCUCAUUAGUUUAUUACUCACACUUACUUUUCAAAUUCUAGUGCCUUUGGAAACCCUUUAAGUUUGGGUGUCAGACAGGAAGUCCAGUCAUUUCACCAUCAGUAGCUGGAGACCCAGGAUCUUGUGUGUUUAAGCUACAUGAGUGUGACUCCAGGUUGGGUAUAACACUAGUGACAAAGGGGUUACGUUUUGGAAGCACCGCUGGGAUUCUUUCCUGUUUGUCAGUUUGGGAUAAUUUGAUGUGUAUUUUUUGCUACUAUAUUAGUAAGCUCGUUUGUUAACGAUAAAGUUUAUUUUAUUGUGUGGCACUGUUGUUUGUUGCACACAGAAUGGUGCUUACUAAGGCUGUUGAGUGGAGUCGAGAAGAGAAUGUUAACCUCUCCCAUGACAUUGUAGUUGGUGACGUGCCCUUAGAUGUAGUGGAUGACACUGUGUUGAAAGUAUUGAGCACAGUAAAAGCCUUUGGCCACACUACAAUACGUGGAGACGCUACUGGAUGUAGGCUGUUCAUACUAGUAGAAACUAGUACUGAUUUAGAGUCUUGCACUGUGGCCCCAGAAAUAGGCAUUGAAGGAGAAGCAGGGCCUUGGACUGUGCAUGUUGUUAAACAUCUUACUCCAGAACUUGAUUCAGAUUUCCACUCAAAACUGUUGACAAUACUGCAGCAAGAGGGCAAAACCCUUAAAGGAUGUCAGGGCCAUUCUUUCCAAUGACCCAUGUCUGAAACCAGACCAGAACAUGGAUUUAGUAAAUACUAUUGGUAGGCUAGUUGACAAGUGUUGUCAAGGGCCCGGUGAUGGGCCUAGUUACAAGAAGUUGAGGUUGUUCUCUGGAGUGAAACCUGUUCCAUUAGGUGAUGAUGCUUGGAUGGAUCAGGCUACUCAAAUGAUGAGUGAGUGGCAGUGUAAUGAUGCAGUUAAGAGGCAGCGCAUUGUUGUACAGUAAGUUUGACAGGGCCUGCUGCUGACAUUAUCAGAUUUUUAAAGGCCAGCCAAGUUCAGGCACACUUAUCAAGAGGAUGGAGAAAAGCUGUCUGUGUUCUUGUAUCGAUUGGAUAAGCCGCUUCUUCGAGCCCUAUUAAAAGGCAGCAUUAAUGCUGAGGGCAUGAAUAGAGCGUGAAUGGAGCAGUUGAUCAAAGGUGCUCUGACCAACUGGACACUUGGAUAUGUUAGGAAUGCCUGAACCGAGUCAAUAGCAGAAAUGGUGUCAACAUAUAGCCCAUCUUGUGCAUGCCUAUAAUUGUACUCCAAACAAAGCCACCGGAUUUUCACUUCCUUAUGUUUGGAAGGGAAGCAAGACUGCCGGUGGAUUUUUACUUUGGCGUGUCUGCAGAUGGAACAUCAUCAGUCUCGUAUACCAAGUAUGUGUCAAAAAUGAGACAGGAACUCCAGGCAGUAUACGAGUUGGCUCAGAGCACUGAAGAUGGUGGCACAGGAGGUAGUGCUAUCGUUCGGCAACUGGAAGGUUGCAGGUUCGAGCCCUGGUUCUUCCUGAUCCCAUCAAAGUGUCCUUGCGCAAGACACUGAACCCCAAAUUGC
Paramormyrops kingsleyae is the source of this 3997-nucleotide messenger RNA. The record is from RefSeq and is a predicted model, not a curated record. NCBI's taxonomy places the organism in Eukaryota, Metazoa, Chordata, Actinopteri, Osteoglossiformes, Mormyridae.